UUUCCCGGCGCACAACUCCCGUACACGUCGACCUGCUCACACAUUCUAUCCAACCCCACAUCGCCCCUACACGACGUACCAUGGCGUCCCCAGUCUCUGUUCUUUGCGUAGUUUUGCUGUCUGCCUGUGCGGUCCACGCAGACAGACCGUCCCGACAGUUUGAGGAGGUGAAGCCUGACCAGGCGUCGUGCGUGCAGGACGGGGUCUCCUACCCGAUCGGCGCGUCUGUACCGGACGACGAUCCCUGCACGUUCGGCUGCUUCUGCGCCAGCCCCGGUAACGUGAUCUGUGCGGUUGUGAAGUCCCCCCGUAGCUGCGCCUUCAUGCAGCCGGCGUGUGUUGACGCCGUGUACGUGAACGACCCGACACAGUGCUGCCCCUACAUGACCUGUCCUAACGGUGAGAACUGCCAGGCGGGAGACCAGAUCAUUCCCGCCGGCCAGACUGUGGAAGUGGACGGUGCGCAUUGCCGCUGUCACGGCAUGCUGGCCGUCUGCUCCGCCACGGUCAGUCACGAGGCGGUCAUGCCUCUCAACUAGUUCGGGCAGCAGCGGUGCAAAGCAAGAAUAGAGGCACCGGAAAACCGACAUGCAAAAGAAGUCAGCUGUUGAAUCGUCAGAAUCAUCAGAAUAAACACCUUUGCGAGCCA
This is a messenger RNA of Branchiostoma belcheri (Belcher's lancelet), 649 nucleotides long. Its product is annotated as von Willebrand factor C domain-containing protein 2-like. The transcript is spliced from 3 exons. The record is from RefSeq and is a predicted model, not a curated record. Gene Ontology annotation, biological process: negative regulation of BMP signaling pathway. The coding region runs from base 81 to 539 and encodes 152 amino acids. Gene Ontology annotation, molecular function: protein binding. NCBI's taxonomy places the organism in Eukaryota, Metazoa, Chordata, Leptocardii, Amphioxiformes, Branchiostomatidae. Gene Ontology annotation, cellular component: AMPA glutamate receptor complex.